GCCUCCCGGAAGUUGCCAGCCCGGAGCUGGCCGCACCGCUCCGCGCGGUUCCUGGCUGAGCUGAAGAGGAGUCUCCGGGCGAGAGGAGCCGGCGGAGAGAGAGCCUCAGGGCUGGUUCCGCACGUUCACGUGCCCGGCGCGGAGGGGAGUGAGACCUGGUGACGAUGGCUGGGCCGCAGCCCCUGGCGUUGCAGCUGGAACAGCUGUUGAACCCGAGACCGCGCGAGGCAGAUCCAGAGGCCGACCCAGAGGAGGCCACUGCUGCCAGAGUGAUUGACAGGUUUGAUGAAGGGCAAGAUGGGGACGGUGACUUGCUGGCUGUGGGCAGUAUUAGAAAACUGGCAUCAGCCUCCCUCUUGGACACAGACAGAAGGUAUUCUGGCAAGACCAUCUCUAGAAAAGCCUGGAAGGAAGACCAUUGGGAGCAUCCUCCAUCUGGUUCAUCUGACAAGGAAAUAUCUGAUGAAGAAGAGUCUGGAGAUGGCGAUUCCGAGGGGCUGGGUCUGGAGGAAUCUGAUGAGGAUGCUAUGAGUGCUGCUGAGGAACAGGACAGUGGUGACGAUGGGGACAGUAGUCAGGCCUGGAGGAAGGGGAGCAGAAGCCACUCCAAGAAAACGCCAGGCUUCAGUAUCCAGCACAUUAGUGACUUUGAAAAAUUUACUGAAGGAAUGGAUGACCUUGGUAGCAGUGAGGAGGAGGAAGAUGAAGAGGAGGAGAGUGGCAUGGAAGAAGGCGAUGGGGAAGAAGACUUCGAGGGUGCCAGUGAGGAAGACGGGGCUAAAGACAAGAACAGUGAAGAUGAUGGCGUGGUGAUGACCUUCUCCAGUGUCAAAGUUUCCGAGGAAGUGGAGAAAGGCAGAGCUGUGAAGAACCAGAUAGCACUGUGGGACCAGCUCUUGGAAGGAAGGAUCAAACUACAAAAAGCUUUGUUGACUACCAAUCAGCUUCCUCAACCAGAUGUUUUCCCUAUUUUCAAGGACAAAGGUGGCCCAGAGUUUGCCAGCGCCCUAAAAAACAGUCACAAGGCAUUGAAAGCACUGUUGAGGUCAUUGGUAGACCUUCAAGAAGAACUGCUUUUCCAGUACCCAGACACUAGGUAUCUUGUAGAUGGAACAAAGCCCAAAGCAGAAAGUGAGGAGGAGAUUUCCAGUGAGGAUGAGGAGCUAGUAGAAGAGAAGAAGAAGCAGAGGAGGGCCCCACCAAAGAGGAAGCUGGAGAUGGAUGACUAUCCUAGCUUCAUGGCAAAGCGCUUUGCUGACUUUACCGUCUACAGGAACCGCACACUUCAGAAGUGGCAUGAUAAAACCAAGCUGGCUUCUGGAAAACUGGGGAAGGGUUUUGGUGCCUUUGAACGCUCAAUCUUGACUCAGAUUGAUCAUAUUCUGAUGGACAAAGAAAGAUUACUUCGAAGGACACAGACCAAGCGCUCCAUCUACCGAGUCCUUGGCAAACCCGAGCCAGCAGCACAGCCUGUCCCAGAGAGUUUGCCAGGACAACCGGAAAUCCUUCCAGAAGCCCCUGCCAAUGCCCACCUGAAGGACUUGGAUGAAGAAAUCUUUGAUGAUGAUGACUUUUACCACCAGCUCCUUCGAGAACUCAUAGAACGGAAGACCAGCUCAUUGGAUCCCAAUGAUCAGGUGGCCAUGGGAAGGCAGUGGCUUGCAAUCCAGAAGUUACGAAGCAAAAUCCACAAGAAAGUCGAUAGGAAAGCCAGCAAAGGAAGGAAACUUCGGUUUCAUGUCCUUAGCAAGCUGCUGAGCUUCAUGGCACCUAUUGACCACACCACAAUGAAUGAUGACGCCAGGACAGAGUUAUAUCGAUCUCUUUUUGGCCAACUGAGCGCUCCCGACGACGGCCGCCGGCAGUAACAGUGCCCGUCUCUCUUGCCGUAAGGCCUUGAGGCAGGGCCUCCGACACCCGGGGGGCACCCUGGCCAGGCAGGCUGCGCACCCAGCCCCGAGGGGAGGAGCCCGCCAGCCCGUGGAGUCAGGGAGUCGGCAGCCCCCUGGGAAGGUGUGCUGUUCAGAGCACGUGCAGAAUGAGUCCCAGGAUGCCCGGAAUCCAGCACCUGUGGGUCCUGUAACCUCCACAAAUAAAGAGCACUCUUUCUGCGCCCGCAAUUUCUUAAGUAGCGAGAAGUCUGAUUGGGGAGGGUUUCCGUUCUGUCCCCAGCGGAAUGGCCUCCUCUCGCAGCGUGAACUUCACGGAAUCGCCUGGGGCGGCGCUGCUCUCUGGGUGGAUAGCACCUCCCCAGCCGUCUGGCUCUGAGGGGCGGGGACGUCCGGAAACCUCUGAGCUGUGCCCCGGAGACUUUGUCACUUAGAAGUAUUUGCCAGUUUGUUGCUAAAUACAGAUCUCUGACUUCAUCUUUGUUUUUUCUUUUCACC
This is a messenger RNA of Phyllostomus discolor (pale spear-nosed bat), 2387 nucleotides long. It is a transcript of the gene AATF, whose product is annotated as apoptosis antagonizing transcription factor. Gene Ontology annotation, biological process: regulation of transcription by RNA polymerase II. The record is from RefSeq and is a predicted model, not a curated record. Gene Ontology annotation, cellular component: nucleolus; nucleus. Bases 165 to 1868 code for a protein of 567 amino acids. The transcript is spliced from 12 exons. NCBI's taxonomy places the organism in Eukaryota, Metazoa, Chordata, Mammalia, Chiroptera, Phyllostomidae.